AUGACCUUAGUAGCAUUCAAGAAACUCAAUGACUUUCUCAGUCUGCAGUUUGAGAUGAAAGAUCUUGGACAUCUCAGCUACUUCUUGGGUUUUAAAAUCGCUGAUUCUAUAUAUGGACUUUAUUUUACUCAAGCCAAGUAUGCUUCUAAACUUUUGUCUCAAACUGGACUCGCUGAUAGCAAGAUUAUUAACACUCUAAUUGAACUUAAUGUGCAUUUGACUCCUUCAGGGGGGAAACCAUUGUCUAAUCCCUCUUUUUAUAGAUGCUUGGUUGGAAGCCUAGUUUAUCUCACUAUCACUCAUCCAGACAUUUCCUAUGUUGUUUACCAAGUGAGCCAGUAUCUGUCUGCUCCACGAUUGACUCACUAUACUACUGUUCUGCACAUUCUUCAAUUUCUGAAGGGCAUUCUCUUGAAGGGCAUUCUCUUCCAUGGCAUUUUCUACUCUACUCAAUCUCCUCUUGUUCUCCGUGCAUUAUCUGAUGCUGAUUGGGCAGGAGAUCCCACUGAUUGCAGCGAAGCAAGAAACAAACCCUUGUGGCCUGCUCCAGUACUGAAGUAG
This is a messenger RNA of Quercus robur (English oak), 561 nucleotides long. RefSeq lists its product as uncharacterized. The coding region runs from base 1 to 561 and encodes 186 amino acids. Lineage: Eukaryota; Viridiplantae; Streptophyta; Magnoliopsida; Fagales; Fagaceae. The transcript is spliced from 2 exons. The record is from RefSeq and is a predicted model, not a curated record.